Messenger RNA from Melitaea cinxia (Glanville fritillary), 995 nucleotides. It is a transcript of the gene sro, whose product is annotated as D-beta-hydroxybutyrate dehydrogenase, mitochondrial. NCBI's taxonomy places the organism in Eukaryota, Metazoa, Arthropoda, Insecta, Lepidoptera, Nymphalidae. Gene Ontology annotation, molecular function: oxidoreductase activity. The record is from RefSeq and is a predicted model, not a curated record. The transcript has 6 exons. The coding region runs from base 54 to 962 and encodes 302 amino acids.
UCCAGAACUGUGACCUCAUAAAGACCGGUAAGAAAACAGUUAAGGAAAACAAAAUGUCCUGGACUAAAGUUGUUGCUAUAACAGGAUGUGACAGUGGCCUUGGAUGGGCUAUAGCUGCCCGUGCGGCUAGGGAAGGACUAGUUACAGUUGCGGGAAUGUACCAAGGCACUGAUACUGAAGCGUCUGAAGCGCUUAAAAAUCUUUGCGCUCAUCCCUUUAAACUAGACGUUACAGAUUCUAGAAGCGUCAUCGAGUUUAGAGAUUACGUGAAGAGUGUUGUACAAAACAAUCCAAAUCACAAAUUAUACGCAGUAAUAAACAAUGCUGGUGUAAUGACCAUUGGUGACUACGAAUGGCAAACGCCACAAAUCAUUGAAAACACAAUAAACAUCAAUUUGCUCGGGGCAAUGAGAGUAGUUUCUGCUUUUUUGCCUGAUUUACGAAUAAAUGCAAAUAAUGGUCUAAAACCUCGAAUUAUCAACGUAGCUAGUCACUGUGGACUACAGCCUCUUCCUGGAUUUGGACCUUACAGCGCAAGUAAAGCUGGCUUAUUGGCGUGGACACGAGCCUUACAACUCGAGCAUGUGGAGGAUGAUUUGAAAGUUGUGGCUUUCAUACCCGGUGGUUUCGUGCAGUCCAGCAAUUUACUGGGAAGUCAAUAUUUAAAUGGUACUGCGAUGCUGGAAAACUUGAGUGAAGAACAAAGAAUAUUGCAUGAAAAGAGAAUAACAAACCUGAAUAAUUACUUGAAAUAUGCAUCCAAUAAUACCAGAUUCGAUUCCAUGAAUAAUGAAAAUCUAAUUGAAACAUUUAUGAAAACGCUCACUGAAAAUAAGCCUAAAAAAAUGUAUAAAGUUGAGUCAUGGCGUUAUAAGUUCUAUUAUAACUUACUAAAAAUACCCUUUCCAGAUACUAUUUACAAAUGGCUCGUCAAAAAAUUUCUGAAAUUCCCUGAAAAUUGAUUUAAAAAUAAUAUUAAACUAUAUAAUUUUAUU